Messenger RNA from Mixia osmundae IAM 14324, 2811 nucleotides. RefSeq lists its product as uncharacterized. The record is from RefSeq and is a predicted model, not a curated record. The transcript is spliced from 6 exons. NCBI's taxonomy places the organism in Eukaryota, Fungi, Basidiomycota, Mixiomycetes, Mixiales, Mixiaceae. Bases 1 to 2811 code for a protein of 936 amino acids. Gene Ontology annotation, molecular function: DNA topoisomerase type I (single strand cut, ATP-independent) activity; DNA binding. Gene Ontology annotation, cellular component: nucleolus; chromosome. Gene Ontology annotation, biological process: DNA topological change; chromosome segregation; DNA replication.
AUGACGGGCCUUGCAUUGGCCAGCAAAAAGGUCAAGCGAGUGAUACAAGAGAGCAGCGACGAAGACGGUGACGACGACGUACCGCUUGCGUCUACUCUCGACGUCGCUUCUGCAGCUUCGACCUCGGUAGACGCGCCCAAUGAGCGCUCACAGGGCAAGACACACAAGACAGAGGACUCGGAUGAUGAUGACGACGUACCCAUGGCUUCACUGGCCAACGGACACAAGACCGACUCGUCGGCUCAGGAUGCCAACGGUAUAUCCGAUGUACCCGAUCCUGACACCAUGGCACUUGAUCCGGCAGACAGAGAAGCUGCAGUCUCGCUCGCCGGGUUCGCUGCCAACGGCAAUGCCGCACCCAUCGCCACACCAGCCAAGCCGAACCGACGCGCUUCAACCUCUGAUAGCAACGCUCAGGCCUCCUCGUCCAAACCCUCAAAGAAACGGAAAGAGAAGGAGAUGACGAGCAACGGCAAGACCAACGGUAAGACGAAUAAAAAGUCAAAGGGCAAGGCCAAAAAAGAAGAGUCGGAUGAAGAUGAGAUGCCUUCCAGUUCUGCUGCGCCUCCGCCCAAGAAAGCCCGCAAGUCAAAGAAGAAAGAAGACAGCGAGGAUGCCGACGAAAAGGCUCUCAUCGCCGCUCAAGAGGAGGAUGACGAGACUCACGAAUGGUGGCUCACUCAGGGCGAAGGUGAUGGUGAGAUCAAAUGGGAAACGCUCGAGCACAACGGCAUCCUCUUCCCGCCCGAAUAUGUCCCCCACGGCGUCAAGAUGCUGUACGAUGGUCAGCCGGUCGAUCUGCCGCCCGAAGCCGAAGAGGUCGCGGGUUUCUUCGGAGCUCUUAUCGAGAGCGAUCAUGCCGAGAAUCGUACUUUUGUUGACAAUUUCUUUGCCGACUUUCAGGAAGUCCUAAAAGACCAUCCACCGACGAAUGGCAUCGACAUCCAGGAAUUCGAUCGCUGUGAUUUCCGGCCCAUGUUUGAGCACUUUGAACGCGAGAAGGAAGCUCGCAAGUCGAUGACCAAGGACCAGAAAGCUAAAGUCAAAGCCGACAAAGAGGCCCUCGAAGAGCCGUAUAAGUUCUGUCUGCUCAACGGCCGCAAAGAAAAGGUCGGCAAUUUCAGAGUCGAACCGCCCGGAUUGUUCCGAGGACGUGGCCAGCACCCCAAGACGGGAAAGCUAAAGAAAAGGCUGCAAGCGGAGCAGAUCACGCUCAACAUUGGGAAAGAUGCAAAGGUGCCUGAGCCGCCAGCAGGACACUCGUGGGCCAAGGUAGAGCAUGACAAUACAGUCACAUGGCUUGCUACUUGGCGUGAAAACAUCAACGAUGCUUUCAAAUACGUCUUCCUUGCCGCUGGCAGUUCACUCAAAGGUCAAAGUGACCACAAAAAGUUUGAAAAGGCCCGCGAGCUCAAGAAUCACAUUGACCGUAUCCGAACGGACUAUCGUGCAGAGCUUAAAGCAAAGGAGAUGGUCAUUCGACAGAGAGCAACCUGCAUGUACCUCAUCGAUAUCUUCGCUCUUCGAGCUGGCAACGAGAAAGGCGACGACGAAGCUGAUACUGUCGGCUGCUGCUCGCUUCGCUACGAGCACAUCACCUUACAGCCGCCCAACAUCGUCAUCUUUGAUUUCUUGGGCAAAGACUCCAUUCGCUUCGUGCAAGAAGCGCGUGUUGACGAGCAGGUCUUCAAAAAUCUCGUGAUCUUCAAGAAAGAUCCCAAAACAGAUGGCGACCUGCUCUUUGAUCGCAUGAGUACUCUGACGCUCAACAAGCACCUGCGCACCUACAUGAACGGCCUAUCAGCCAAAGUCUUCCGUACUUACAACGCCUCAUCGACGUUCGAGCGCGAACUUGAGAAGACACCGGCAGACGUCAGUGUACCGGACAAGUUGCUCGCCUACAACCGUGCGAACCGACAAGUCGCCAUUCUGUGUAACCAUCAGCGCUCCGUCAGCAAGACCCACAGCGCUGCCAUGGAGAAGCUUGCGGACAAGCUGCGCGCUGUCAAGUUCCAGCGCUACAGGGCACGCGUGGCUUUGGCUAACUUGCAGUCCGAGUCUGGAUCGGCGAAGAAGAAGAAGGGCAAAGUGAAAGUCGAAGCCGUCGACAAAGUCGAGGAGAGCGAUCUCGACGACGACUGGAUGGACAAGCACGAGGUGGAAUUACUCGAGAAGGAGAAAGCGAAAGCUCGCCUGAAGUUUGAAAAGGACAACACCAAGCUCGUCGCUGAGGGCGAGAAGCCUCAGGCGGAUGCUAUACUGCAAAAGCGUCUUGAUCAUCUCGACUCUGAGCACAAGGACGCUGCGGAAGAGCGAAAGAGCGGUGUCAUCUCGAGCAGACUUACCGAAGAGAAGCUCCUGGCUAGCAUUGCCAAGCUCACCGAACGGAUCGAAGCACAGCGAAUGCAGGCUCUCGACAGAGAAGAAGGCAAAGAGGUCUCGCUGACGACUUCCAAGAUCAACUACAUCGACCCCCGUCUGUCUGUCGUCUGGGCUCGCAAGCACAAUGUUCCCAUCGAGAAGCUCUUCAGCAAGACGCUGCGCGAUAAGUUUCCUUGGGCUAUGGCCGUCGAGGAUGACUUUGUCCGUCUUCAAUGUCUUCUGAUGGGACACACGCUGACGAAGCUGGAGCCUGCAGAAAUUUUGAUCGUCGCCAUUGCCUUCCAUUGCAGCCUUGGGUUAAAGCGUGUCGCGUCGCGCCUUCGUAGUUUGGCACCUUUGGUCAGACUGACUGCUGAAUGCUCUGAAGCGUGUGAGCUAUCGCAGCUGAGAUGGCAAGCCCGACGCCGGAGAGCGCUGCACAGCGGCUGA